AUAUGCCCAAAGCCUUGUUGAAACUUGCCAGAAACCCUAUCUUCGUUUGUCACACUGCUAGUUUGACGCUACGAAUAAUAGGCUUCUCAGGUUACUUUGUCUUUAUGCCUAAAUAUAUGGAGAAUCAGUUCCGUCAGUCAGCCUCUACAGCGAGUUUGUUCUCGGGAGCAACAAGCAUCUUGACAAUGUUAGUGGGAAUAAUGUUGGGAGGAGCAGUGAUUAGGAAAUUCAAGCCCCGGCCUCGUUAUUUGACCGGAUAUAUGGUUGGUGUGGAAUUCUUCAGCUUGGCUGGACUUUUUGCUUCUAUGUUCAUUGGCUGUCCCUCACUCGAUAUGGCGGGAACUACGUUGGUUGGAAAUGAGUUAAAUCUGAACAACGAAUGUAACAAUGGAUGUGGCUGUACUCAGCAUGUCUUUGAACCUAUCUGUGGACCAGACGGUCACUCUAAUUAUUUCUCUCCCUGUUUUGCUGGGUGUAAAGCAUUAAAUAACACAGAUGAAAACCUGGUGAGAAUUUAUGUCAACUUAUUCAUUACACAU
Messenger RNA from Limulus polyphemus (Atlantic horseshoe crab), 539 nucleotides. RefSeq names its product solute carrier organic anion transporter family member 4C1-like. The record is from RefSeq and is a predicted model, not a curated record. The transcript is spliced from 3 exons. Gene Ontology annotation, cellular component: membrane. NCBI's taxonomy places the organism in Eukaryota, Metazoa, Arthropoda, Merostomata, Xiphosura, Limulidae. Gene Ontology annotation, molecular function: protein binding. Gene Ontology annotation, biological process: transmembrane transport; sodium-independent organic anion transport. The annotation marks the transcript as partial.